Messenger RNA from Oryza brachyantha (malo sina), 798 nucleotides. RefSeq lists its product as uncharacterized. The record is from RefSeq and is a predicted model, not a curated record. Lineage: Eukaryota; Viridiplantae; Streptophyta; Magnoliopsida; Poales; Poaceae.
AUGUCUCCUUCUUUGCUUCUCUCCCAGGCGUGCGCGGCGGUCGGCGGGCUGGAGAGUGGGCGGCUAGGGCGCGGCCGGCGGCCGGCGGCGUUCGACGGGCUUCGCUGCUGCCUCGAUGAUGAUCCUGGAGGCUUCGCUGCUGCCUCCCGGAUCUCAUACCCCGAGCUCCAUGUCCAAGCUCCAUGUGCUGAAAUUUUUGUGUGCUCCGUGUCCAAGCUUGCAUGGGUGUGUGGAGUCUGGAGAAAUGGGUUCAUGUUCACGGAGCUGUUCAGCCGGCUGGUGUCGUUGGGGACCUCUACGCUUCGAUUUGGAUCGUCGUCGCUGAACGUGGUGGCGUUGUUCACGCGGGUCUACCUCUGCUCACCGAUCUCCUACAACGAGCAGUCGCUGUACUUCCAGGCGGGCGACGUGGUGCCGUGGCGGAGCUACAGCUACCUGGGCGCAUCCUCGGUGUCGGUAUCGGCGUCCGGGUGCAGGGGCAGCGGCAGCAGUAACCCGCUGGUGGCGCCGCCGCCCGCGGCCGAGCAGAGGGCGCUGAUGAGGGGGGCAUCGGGAACUGGAAGGGAGAGCGCGAGGCGACCAAUUUUCCACGGCAAGUCGCUGACGGACGACAUCCUCAUGCGGCGGUUCGUCGACGACGAUGAGGCCAUGCAGCGCAACGAGAUGGAGAUGAUCCGGCGCCGCCACGCGACCGCUGCCAAGUGCCGGCGCCUUAAGCCCAACCCUCUCUGCUAGAUGGCCCUGGCGGAAUCAGAGUCGGAAGAAGACGACGACGAGAGAGAUGACGACGGAAGCUGA